This is a messenger RNA of Hyalella azteca, 1971 nucleotides long. Its product is annotated as COMM domain-containing protein 4. The record is from RefSeq and is a predicted model, not a curated record. Bases 260 to 1039 code for a protein of 259 amino acids. The transcript is spliced from 3 exons. NCBI's taxonomy places the organism in Eukaryota, Metazoa, Arthropoda, Malacostraca, Amphipoda, Hyalellidae.
CUGUAAAAAAUUCUGUUACAGUUGUGAGAGUAAGCAGCUUUCAGAGAGCGGCAAUCUCAGCAGCUUGGGUGUUCAGGGAAGGGGUAGGCUUGGACAAGAAAACAAAGGCUGUAUUGUCUUGACUGCCGCGUGGGCGAGGCAGUCACAUAUUAUUCUCACAAGCAAGCGUUCCUCACGGACUCUUAAAAGUCCGCAUUAUUUAAAAUGAAAAUACUUUUACUAUAGGCUUGUUCUUUCUAUUCACACUCUCUUUUAUUGUAUGUUGACUUUUUCUGCAUCACUAGCUGUUCCAUCAAAAAUAUUGCAUUUCAAUGAUCUUUUAUAUAAUUUUUGCAGGUGCCUUCUUAAUAACACCUUUGUCUUACUCCAGUGGUUUCUUUGGGAGUUAUUCCAGCUGUUUCAUUGGGAUUUGGUAAUCAUGAAGUUUCAAUUUUGUUGGGGAACUGAUUGCCCAGACUGGCUACUUGCUGAGAUAGCAGCUCUUUCUACAUUAACAUCUACCAAACUACAACUUCUUGUUGCUCACGUUGCUGAUACAAUAUUGGGAGAGCCACUAGAUCCUGAAAAAGUAGUUAAAUAUACUGGUCAAGACAACACCAAUGCUUCAUCUCUUGCUGCUGAUGCCCGAGUGGGAGGAAUAAGGUACAUCUUGCUUAGUGCUGUUGGGGCUGAAGUUUCCUGUCCUGUGCUGGAUGCAGAGCUUCAGCAGCUUGGUCUCUCUGUUGAGCAUGCAGCUGCUUUCAUCAAAGUUUAUGAGGAGAAGCAAGCCACCAUCUUAACAAAACUGAGAUUGAGAGAGCGCAUCAAUUGCUGUAGUCGAAAUUUCAGAUCAUCAGUAACUGUGAAGGGUGUGGAAGUUGCUGGUGAAAUAGAGCCCAUAGCUGUGCUGUCAUUCCAAGCAGCUGAUGACGUUGCUACAGUGCAUCUGAACACAGGACCUCGCACCAGGACCACAGUGCACCUCACCACUGUAGAUGUACAUGUCUUGAUACAGCAGCUUAAUGAGGCUCGCAGGAUCAUGAAAUCCUUACAAUCUUGAUCUGAUUAUCACACAUUUUGAUUACAAUAGAUACUAAAAUUAUCGCUCAAAUAUUUAUACAAUAUUUCCUUAAGUAAAUUUAUCUCAACUACAAUUUUAAAAUGUUCUCAUCUUGCAAUAGUUUUUUGAGUUUGUUAAUGAAUAUUAUUAAAAAAAUUCCUGUCAUAACUUUGAUUGAUACUCAAUUUACUCAAGAAUUUAUUUGCCAGUAUUAGAAACAAAUAUAUACAUGUAUCCUGAAUAUUAUUGUAUCCCUGUUUUUUAAUUAUAUGCAUAUUAAUCCUUCUUCCAUAUAUAGCAAAGUUUAAAUGAAAAAUUUCAAAUAAAUGACUAAAUAAAAUUUUUAGUUGUAAUUUAAUUAUGAUGAUUGCAAAUUAUGAUUGUUGCAUGAAAUCCUGACUUGGUUAAGUUUGUUUCUCGUAGUUGUUAUUGGAGCUUCAUGUCUUCCAUUAACAUUGUGCUUAAAUUGUAAUGAUAAAUUUAUAUCUUGUAGAAUUACUGAUGAGUACUAUUCAUUUAUGUUUCAUCUCGGUAAAUUACCCAUGAUUUUAUGAAUAGCAUAUGUAUGUUGAAUCGCAUUUUUAUUUAAAAAAACAUUGUUUAAUGGCUGUGAUAAAAGUUAUGUGCAUUGAAAGCCUACUGGUAUGGAAGUACUCGAUGCUGUACUAACACACUUAUUUUUCCAUAUUCUUUAUUUCCCUCUGGGUUCCUGAGCGCACAAACAUUCUUCUCCUACUUGUCGCCAUAGUUGUACGUUGUGCUAAUGUGUAUGUAUGGAUACGUAUUGUUAAUAUAUGUAUUCCUUUUUAUUGCAUUCCAUGAAAUUAUUAUCUGACAGCAUUAUUGUGUGUUAUCAUGCAGGUCCUGUUAUUUGAGUGAAAUUAAUGCUGUUAUAAGUAUAAAUAUAUAUGUUUGAAUAAAGACUUUUAAAA